Messenger RNA from Fulvia fulva, 1266 nucleotides. RefSeq lists its product as uncharacterized. Gene Ontology annotation, molecular function: protein binding. The transcript is spliced from 2 exons. The record is from RefSeq and is a predicted model, not a curated record. The coding region runs from base 1 to 1266 and encodes 421 amino acids. NCBI's taxonomy places the organism in Eukaryota, Fungi, Ascomycota, Dothideomycetes, Mycosphaerellales, Mycosphaerellaceae.
AUGGACCCUUUGGCAGCCCUGCCGACAGAGCUAGCGCUGAAGAUACUGGAGUGCCUUUCCUUCAGAUCAAUCGUAGCAGCACAAAGGAUCAGCAAGUCAUGGCUAAAUUUCGUCCGCUCCGAAUCAAGUCUCUGGCACCACCUGGACCUCACAAGAGCCAGGCGCGACUUUCCAACCCAAUUCACCGUAGACACUGCAAUCCGUGUUGCCGCCAAGGAAAUAACCGCCAUCACUCUCUAUGGCGAUCGCAUGCGUGACCAAGAUGAGACAUUUGAGAAAGUGGCACAGAGCUGUCCGCUGGAGAAAGUGGCUUUGAUGCAGACUGGAGUCAUCAACGAAGACCGACAACUUGCUCUAACGCUCCGCGAUCUACGAGGUCCGUUACGCGAACUGCGUAUGCACGCUUUGAAUUCCCACCCUGUUAAGCUCCGCUCUCUCUACAUCGAACCGCAUAUCGACACUCUAGAGCUUCUCGACAUCGACGGGUACCAGGUCAUGAGCGACCACUUCUUGACGAACUCCACGUUCCCGCGUUUGCACACUUUACGUGUUGCAGCGAAGGGCCAGCAAGGUUCAGGGGUUGUCGGUAUUGGGAGCAAAGCACAUCGAUAUACUGUACUGCGGAGCUUGGAGAUCAGCAAUAUAGACAAGAGACGGAACCCUUCUGCCUUCUCAGGAUUCACGAACCUUACGCGGCUGGAUCUGCGACAUCAUGUCAUUUCAAUGCGAGCUCUGAAACUACCUCCUUCUCUCAAGACCUUGAGAUUGGAUGCACAGGUGUCGAUCACGGCAGACGAAUCCCAAGAAGGGGAGCUGAGGUUCGAUCUACCGCAUCUGGAGUGUUUGGAGCUCUCUCUCAUAGGUAUCACACUCAAGGAUAUCGACAAGUUCCUGUGUGCAGCGCCUGGUAGGGAGGGUGAAGCAUCGUCCAAGGGGUCCAACUUGACAACUCUCCUCCUCUCGCACCUCGAAGAAUCCAGUUGGGCCGACGUACCGGUGCCUUUCACGCAUCCACGCUUGCAACGGCUUCGAAAUUUGAGGAUACACGAUACAGUUAGUCUUGAAGAUGCGAGACUGCAGAUGGUGGUCGAUCAGCUGAAGCACCUUCAAUGGCUAGACGUCUGUCGGUCGAGCAUUACAGAUGCCGGUGUCAGAUAUGUGGUCGAGCACAGUGGCGUGAAGAUGCUGCACCUGCGUGGUUGCGAAAGCGUCGGCGACGAAAUAGUGGAGUGGACGAGAGGUCAGGGUGUCAACGUAGGACGUUGA